CAGCGUCAGUUCGGAGUCGCACAAUUAUGAAAAAGCAACCUUCCGCUGGAGCUGGAGCGGAGGCAGAUUUCUCCAACGUCAACUGGGCUUUCCUUUCAAGGCUAACUGAUAACACCGCCAAUAGAUGGCUAAAAGCCACGAAAGAGCUCUUCCUGAGUCUGAACGGUGAAGAGAAUGCUGUCUUUUGGUUCUGUGCAGUCCCAGAAAUCCUGGAUAGAAAGAACUUUCACCAAGAGGGAAUGUGUAUAUAUCCUACCAGUGUCAAAAGACCCCCACAGAUGUCUUCCAGGAUGUCAGGUCUGCCAGCAGCUGGUGCGGUGCUGCUGUGGGCGGCUGGUCAGGCAGCAUGCGGGCUUUACCGCCAGCCUGGCCAUGAAAUACUCGGAUGUGAAAUUGGGUGAGAAUGAGAGGCCCGAGCUGGAGGAGUGGUCCGUGGAGAAGCACACCGAGGAGAAGCCCACCGAUGCCUACGGCAUCAUCAACUUCCAGGGAGGAUCCCACUCCUACAGAGCCAAGUACUGUCGACUGUCUUACGAUUCAAAGCCGGAGAUGGUCCUUCGCCUGAUGCUAAAAGAAUGGCAGAUGGAGCUUCCCAAAAUCCUCAUAUCUGUCCACGGAGGCGUCCAGAACUUUGACCUGCACCCGCGCAUCAAGCAGGUGGUGGGGAAGGGCCUGAUCAAAGCUGCCAUCACCACCGGAGCCUGGAUCCUCACCGAUGGCGUCAACACAGGUGUGGCCAAGCACGUGGGCGACGCCCUGAAAGAGCACUCUUCAAGAUCCUCACGGAAAAUUUGCACUAUUGGGAUUGCCCCCUGGGGGGUUAUAGAGAACAGAAACGACCUCAUUGGAAGAGAUGUGGUUGCCCCAUACCAAACCCUACUGAACCCCCUGAGCAAGCUAAACGUGCUGAACAGUCUCCACUCGCACCUCAUCCUGGUGGAUGAUGGGACCGUGGGGAAGUACGGGGCGGAGGUCAACCUGCGGCGGGAGCUGGAGAAGCACAUUAACCUGCAGAGGAUCCAUGCCAGAAUCGGACAGGGUGUCCCAGUGGUGGCUCUGAUCUUUGAGGGGGGCCCCAAUGUGAUCCUGACGGUGCUGGAGUACCUGCAGGAGAGCCCCCCCGUGCCCGUGGUGGUGUGUGAGGGGACCGGCCGGGCGGCUGACAUCCUGGCCUAUGUACACAAACAGACUGAAGAGGGGGGGGGACUGCCAGACGGUGUUGAGGCCGACAUCAUCGCCACAAUCAAGAAGACCUUCAACUUCAGCCACAGUGAUGCCAUCCACCUGUUCCACACACUAAUGGAAUGCAUGAAGAACAAAGAAUUGAUAACCGUGUUUCAUGUAGGAGCAGAGGAGAACCAGGACAUAGAUGUUGCCAUACUCAAAGCCUUCUUAAAAGGCACGAAUGCUCCUGCGUUUGACCAGCUGGUCCUGACCCUGGCCUGGGACCGAGUUGACAUAGCCAAGGACCAUGUGUUAGUGUACGGACAGCAGCUACUGGUGGGGUCUCUGGAAAAAGCCAUGUUAGAUGCCCUUGUAAUGGAUCGUGUGGACUUUGUCAAGCUGCUUAUUGAGAAUGGGGUCAGCAUGCAUCGGUUCCUAACAAUCAGUCGUCUGGAGGAGCUGUACAACACGAAACAAUCACCAACAAAUCCAACUCUUUUUCAUCUAGUCAGAGAUGUCAAACAGGGUAACUUGCCGCCAAACUACAAAAUCACUCUAAUUGAUGUGGGCCUCGUCAUUGAGUACCUCAUGGGUGGAACUUACAGAUGCAACUACACGAGGAAACGCUUUAGGUUAAUCUACAACAAUCUGCAUGGAAACAAUCGGCGGUCUGGGCGCCAUACACCCAGUGGGUCCCACCUCCGCAAGAGCCACGAGUCCUUCAGCAUUCAGGCAGACAAGAAAGAGAAGACCAGACACAAUCAUUUCAUCAAGACUGCUCAGCCUUACAAACCCAAGCUGGAAUCGUCGACUGAGCAGGCCAAGAAGAAGAGCAAGGAGGACAUUGUGGACAUUGAUGAUCCCGAGACUCGGCGCUUCCCCUACCCCUUCAACGAGCUGCUGGUGUGGGCCGUGCUGAUGAAGCGGCAGAAGAUGGCUCUCUUCUUCUGGCAGCACGGUGAGGAGUCCAUGGCCAAGGCCCUGGUGGCCUGCAAGCUGUGCCGCUCCAUGGGUUAUGAGGCCAAGCGGAGUGACGUGGUUGACGACACUUCAGACGAACUAAAGGAUUAUUCCAAUGAAUUUGGCCAACUGGCCGUGGACUUGCUGGAGCAGUCCUUCCGUCAGGAUGAGACCAUGGCCAUGAAGCUGCUGACGUACGAGCUGAAGAACUGGAGCAACUCCACCUGCCUGAAGCUGGCUGUGUCCUCUCACCUGCGGCCCUUCGUGGCCCACACCUGCACCCAGAUGCUGCUAUCCGACAUGUGGAUGGGUCGCCUCAACAUGCGCAAAAACUCCUGGUACAAGGUCAUUUUGAGCAUUUUGGUACCUCCUGCCAUCCUUCUGCUGGAGUACAAGACAAAGGCAGAGAUGUCUCACAUCCCUCAGUCUCAAGAUGCCCAUCAGAUGACCAUGGAGGACAGCGAGCACAACCUCCAGAAUCCAGGGGAUGACAUCCAAAUGGAUGUUUUCAAAGAGGUUCGGAUGUGCGACAAUGUUGAGGUCAAGGAUGAGACGGAGGUCCACGUGCGCUCCAGGAGGUUACCCAUCACCAGGAAAUUCUACGCAUUCUACCACGCCCCCAUUGUAAAGUUCUGGUUUAACACGUUAGCUUACUUGGGCUUUCUGAUGCUCUACUCGUAUGUCGUGCUGGUCAGAAUGCCAGCGUUCCCUUCACCACAGGAGUGGGUGGUCAUCCUAUACAUCUUUACGUCUGCCAUUGAGAAAAUACGUGAGAUGUUUAUGUCUGAGGCUGGGAAGAUAGGUCAAAAGAUCAAAGUCUGGUUCAAUGACUAUUUUAACAUAUCAGACUUUGCUGCAAUUGUGUCUUUUUUUGUGGGAUUCGGUUUGAGAUUUGGAGCCUAUGAAGAAAGUGUUUUUAUUGCUGGAAGAACUGUGUAUUGCUUGAAUAUUAUAUUUUGGUACGUGCGUCUCCUUGAUAUUUUGGCCGUGAACCAGCAAGCUGGGCCAUAUGUUAUGAUGAUUGGCAAAAUGGUGGCCAACAUGUUUUACAUUGUGGUGAUCAUGGCGAUAGUGCUUCUGAGCUACGGCGUCCCCAGAAAAGCCAUCCUGUACCCGAACGAGACUGCCUCAUGGACGCUGGCCAAAGAUGUGGUGUUUCAACCAUACUGGAUGAUGUAUGGUGAAGUGUAUGCGUAUGAAAUCGACGUGUGUGCCGAGAAUGCGGAUGAAUCUCAGAAGGCUCUCUGUAGAAGUGGAGUGUGGCUGACUCCACUCCUGCAAGCGGUCUACCUCUUUGUUCAGUAUAUUCUCAUGGUCAAUCUCCUCAUAGCCUUCUUCAACAACGUGUAUCUGCAAGUGAAGUCCAUGUCGAACCUGGUGUGGAAGUACCAACGCUAUCAUUUCAUCAUGGUGUACCACGAGAGGCCAGUCCUGCCCCCUCCACUCAUCUUCCUCAGUCACCUGUCCUCGUUCCUCUCGUACAUCUGCAGGAAGAGGAAGAAGGACAGUUACUCAUAUGGCCCAAAGCUGUUUCUGACUGAGGAGGACCAGAAGAAACUGCAUGACUUUGAGGAGCAGUGUGUUGAGACGUACUUCCAUGAGAAGGAUGACCAGUUUCACACCGGGAGCGACGAGAGGAUUAGAGUGACUGGCGACAAGGUUGAAUGCAUGUUCAUUCAGAUGAAGGAGGUUAGCCACAAGGUGAACUUCAUCAAGCGCUCGCUGCACACGCUGGACUCUCAGAUCGGGCACCUGCAGGACCUCUCGGCCCUGACGGUGGACACGCUGAAGGCCCUGACGGCCCAGCACGCCUCCGAGGCCAGCAAGGUGCACAACCAGAUCACGCGCGAGCUGAGCAUCACCAAGAACCUGGCGUCCAGCGUGGCCGACGGCGAUGCCGGGCUGCCGCACAAGUCGUCCGCGCUGGCCCGCCGCAGCGCCGCCUGCGGCCCCGGCAACAUCGCAGAGUCUCUGUUCGGCCACAGCGCCUACGAGGCCGUCCCCCGGCGGCCGGGUCUGGAGCUGGCUCUGGCCCUGAGCCCGGAGCGGCGGGCGGGCACAGCACACAACCUCCCGGAGGCUGGUCCCUCGGGCAGUGCCUUACCCCACAGUGCUGCUGCUGCCGCCGCUGCCGCCGCUGCAGCCGUGACCCCGCCGGAGCUGCGCUUGCGCGGCCACUCUUUCAUGGAGAGGCAGCCCGGUCGGCUUCAUCCGGACGAGUCCCACAGCAGCCUUCCAGGGGCCCCCGCGCGGACCGCCCAGUUCUUCGUCAGCGCCCCCUCCCAGCCCACGGACGCCUUCGCCUCCCACAGGCUCUCCCAGGUCACCACGCCAGAGCACGACCCCCUGCCCGAGAGCUUCACAGUGGAGUUCGGGGCCUUCGUCGUCUCAAAGACGUCUGACGUUGCCCGCCCGGUUUCCUCUCCUGCUUGCGCUGAGAGGGACAGCACAGUUGCCUCGCCCGCUUGCGCUGAGAGGGAUGGCUAUGUCAAUCAAGCCUUCUGCGAUGAUGACGAUAGCAUAGAGGUUAGCGUUGACCCAGGUGGUCAGGGUAGCACAAAUGAAACGCCCCGAUCGCAGCCCCCCUCGGAUCCCCCGGGCCCGGCAAGUGACCCGCCCCACGAUGACGACACCCAUCCUGAUUACGAGCCGCCCCCUGCUGUUGUCCCUGGGAGUCCCCACGUGGAGAAUGCCCCUGCCCAGCCCCCCAAACGUAGGCAGAAUGGUAAAGGAGUGCUGCGUAGGCUGAGGCACGCGGCCACAGGCAGAGGCCAUAAAGAUGAUGAGGAUCUGCAGCACUCUUUCCCCAUAGACGACGCUGCUGGCAGCCGACAGCUCAGUCCAUCCAAGAAGGCCAAGGGAAUGGGUCGCGCUGAAGGUCACAUGAGGACAGUGAACUCGUACGCUGGCUUCACCGAGUUCGACAGGAACCCCACGCUUCUGCGUCCUGAGUCAACUCUCAGCAAACGGGAUCAGAGUCGAGUGUCCGCAGAGGACAUCCUGGUCCAUAAGGACCCGCGCGCUGCCCUGCUGCUGGAGCGGGUACAAGUCAAAUCAGCCCAGGCCAGCAGUCUAAGCCCCCCAGAUGAGGCCCUCAAUGCUGCAGCAUGCUUGUACACAGCCAGACACACACACCUGGGAGGCAGGAAAGACUCCAUCGGGUCUCCAUUCAAGCCAAUCGAAAGUUACCAGUACUCGGCUGUGGAGCGUAAUAACCUGAUGCGGUUGUCCCAGAGCAUCCCGUUCACCCCUGUGCCCCCUAGAGGGGAGCCGGUGACUGUGUACCGCCUGGAGGAGAGCUCCCCCAACACCAUCAACAACAGCAUGUCCUCCUGGGCCCAGCGCGGCCUCUGUGCCAAAAUCGAGUUCCUCAGCAAGGAGGAGAUGGGCGGCGGUCUGCGCCGGGCCCUCAAGGUCCUCUGCACCUGGUCCGAGUACGACAUCCUCAAGCCGGGCCACCUGUACAUCGUCAAGUCCUUCCUGCCCGAGGUGGUCAACACCUGGCAGAGCAUCUACAAGGAGGACACUGUGCUCCACCUUUGUCUCAGGGAAAUUCAGCAACAGAGGGCUGCCCAGAAGCUAACCUUUGCCUUUAACCAGUUGAGGCCGAAGUCGAUCCCUUACUCUCCCAGAUUUCUGGAGGUGUUCCUGCUGUACUGCCACUCUGCUGGCCAGUGGUUUGCCAUUGAGGAGUGCAUCACCGGAGAGUUCCGCAAGUUCAACAACAACAACGGAGAUGAGAUCGUCCCCACCAACCUGCUGGAGGAGACCAUGCUGGCCUUCAGUCACUGGUCCUAUGAGUACACCCGAGGGGAGCUCUUAGUGCUGGACCUGCAAGGUGUUGGGGAGAUUCUGACCGAUCCGUCUGUGAUAAAGAGUGGUGAAAAGGGGUCACAUAACAUGAUCUUUGGUCCCGCUAACCUGGGAGAUGACGCGAUAAGGAACUUCCGUGCUAAACAUCACUGUAACUCCUGCUGCCGCAAACUCAAGCUUCCUGACCUGAAGCGAAACGACUACACGCCAGACAAGGUGACUCUGACCCAAGACAACCCGCCCGAAGACCCCUCCCAACCCGGAAGCAGCACCAAAGAGCAGCGGCAUUCCAUGCGCCUCAUGCUUUGAGAGGAGAGCAGGCAGGACAAACUUCCCCCUCAGUAAACUGGAAGCCUGUCUCUAUCCCUGCCAAGGUAGACGCAUGCAGACAGCCCCCCCCCCCCCCCCCCUCUCCACCCUCACCUCACCUUUCUCAUUGUGCUUUUUUUUCCUUCAUUUUUUGUAUUAUUUGUCAUGCUCAAGAAGAAAGGCCAGAAGAACUAUGUUGUGGAGGAAGUGUCCCUCUUCUCUGGUGACAUAUCACUACUCGAUGAUCAAAUUCAAAUUUGACCAGAUUUUAAAAUAUGUUGGGGCAUGGGUAGGUUACUUGUAUGAAUUUAUUUUUAAAAGGUUAUAUGUUAUGAGGAUACAGAACUGACAAUUAAACUGGUACAAUCUCAUUGUUUUGAGGGGAAUAUUAUUUAUUAUGAAUAAUGCAAAGUUGCCUUGUAUAAAAUGAAAGCGAUUUUAAGUGCAUUGUAUCUUUUGCCUGUUUCAAGUAGGUUUUGAAGGGAACCUGCUCUAAUUUAAACUGCGCAAUCUUUUGAGCAGAAUGUCAUAAACUCCUUUUUAUAAGUGUAAGAUAUGUGUAGAAAUAUGUAUUAUGGCAUUUGUGGUUCAUACUUACCGAAGAAAUCUAUACAGAUUUGAAAAAUCUUGUAAAAUAUGGGCAGAUUGCAAUGCAACUUUUACAGUUCAAUAUAUGUCAUUUUAAUGUGUCAAAUGCUGAUACUAUGUCCACAGAAAAUGAUUAUAGAGGAAUUUUUAAUGUUAUAAAGGUACUAUUGUCAUCUUUUGUCAUUCAAGUAAUGUAUGAGAAUUUUAAUCUAGUGUAUCUUAUAGAUACAGAUAUUUGGCACGAACUUCACAGAAUAAAAUGGGAAUAUUUUAUGCAGGGGUAUUGUGAAAAGCAAGGGUAUAUUGCCGUAAAACAUUUUGUACUGUAUAUCAUUUCAACUAAUAAAAAAGAAAAUAAAACGGCA
Messenger RNA from Clupea harengus (Atlantic herring), 7199 nucleotides. It is a transcript of the gene trpm7, whose product is annotated as transient receptor potential cation channel, subfamily M, member 7. Lineage: Eukaryota; Metazoa; Chordata; Actinopteri; Clupeiformes; Clupeidae. Gene Ontology annotation, biological process: calcium ion transport; protein tetramerization; protein phosphorylation. Gene Ontology annotation, molecular function: ATP binding; calcium channel activity; protein serine/threonine kinase activity. The record is from RefSeq and is a predicted model, not a curated record. Gene Ontology annotation, cellular component: plasma membrane.